Messenger RNA from Helianthus annuus (common sunflower), 636 nucleotides. RefSeq names its product CRAL-TRIO domain-containing protein C589.09, mitochondrial-like. The transcript has 8 exons. The record is from RefSeq and is a predicted model, not a curated record. The coding region runs from base 1 to 507 and encodes 168 amino acids. NCBI's taxonomy places the organism in Eukaryota, Viridiplantae, Streptophyta, Magnoliopsida, Asterales, Asteraceae.
AUGAUUCGUGGCGCUACACAGGCAAAUUUGGUGGAGUCAGGAGAAAAGGAUGUGGAACCGUCACAUGGGUUCAUUUGGGUCCAUGACUCGACGAGCACCAGACGUGGAUGGAUGGAUCAACGAGCGAUGAUCAAAGUUGGUUUGAGGUUGUACGGCUUGCCCGCCUUUGAGUACCAAAAAUGUGUAGUACUCUUGCUAGAGAAGGCAUUGAGUAGACUUCCAGAAGGUAAAGAAGAGAUACUUGGAAUAUUUGAUCUUCAAGGAUUUAGUUUGAAGAAUUCAGAUCUUAAAUUCUUGACAUUUUUGUUUGAUGUCCUGUAUUAUUAUUACCCGAGCCGACUGGGGCAAGUGCUAUUUGUUGAAGCUCCGUUUGUAUUUCAGCCAAUUUGGCAGCUUGCCAAGCCUUUAGUAAAGUCGUAUGCUUCUCUGGUACGGUUUUGCUCGGCGGAUGAUAUGAGAAAGGAGUAUUUUACAGAAUCAACACUUCCAGAAAGCUUUAGACAUUAACAACAUAUUCUGGUUUCUUCAUGUAUACAAAAAUCAUUCCAGUUAACCGAGACAACAUUCAAGACUUUGGAUUGGAUGGCACGAACACUAUGCUUCACCCUCCCUUUUUCAAUGCUUGCUUAUCCUUUU